Molecule: messenger RNA, 2021 nt
Organism: Monodelphis domestica (gray short-tailed opossum)
Lineage: Eukaryota; Metazoa; Chordata; Mammalia; Didelphimorphia; Didelphidae
Gene: ZGLP1
Product: zinc finger GATA like protein 1
Biological process (GO): oocyte development; regulation of transcription by RNA polymerase II; spermatogenesis
Cellular component (GO): nucleus
Molecular function (GO): zinc ion binding; sequence-specific DNA binding
Source: RefSeq, a predicted model, not a curated record
GCCAGAGUCAGAUUCACACAUGCAAGCAGAAUAGAGUGAAAAACUGAAAGGAAGGCCUUCCGCCUAGGACUCAGAAAUCAGUGCUCACCCAGGUGACUUGUCCCUUUGGAUUGGGGGGAUUUCCAGCAGAUAAAUAGGGGGACAGGAUAGUCAAUAUUUGCACAGAUCAUUAAGGCUUACAAAGUGAUUAUUGUAUAGAUAAUUUAACCUCCUCAACAACCCUGUGAAAUCAUUAUAAUCCCACUUUACAGAUGGGAAAACAGGCUAAUCCUGGAGUUCAGGCCAACACUCUGAUGAGUUGUCAAUAUAAACCUGAGGAAAAUGGAGCCUAGUUUAGGAAUGUAAAAGAUGCCAAGAAAUGGAAAGACUUGCCCCGUUCAGGAACAAAACCAGGUCCAGAGUCAGGACUUCCCAAAGGCCUCCUCCAUGUUCCUCCAAGACUGGAAUGAGCUGAAUAAACUGCAAGAUGCCUCAGAAAAUCAUCUAAUCUACUCCCUCCCCUCGUUUUAUUAAGGAGGAAACAAAUGGUUCCUAGAAGUGACUUGCCCGAUGGCCUCACAUGUAGCAAGUGGGAGUGAGGUCGGGAGAAAUCUAGAAUGGAGAAAACCAGCGUAGGCCAGAAAGGCGGGUGCGCAUGCGAGUGUCUGCCCAGGAACCCCCUGGGCCGGCGUGGCCCCUAAAGCCGGGUCCUGGACACUCAGGACGGGGUGGGGCCUUUGCAAUGGCCACGCCCCCCUCAGCUGCCGCCAGUUCCCCCUUGGACGGGCGCGGGGGUGGUGGGAGCGUCCGGAAUAGCCAGAGGUCUGGGGUGGGGUCUCCCGCUCGCGCCAUGGAGGGGGAGCCCACCCCGGACUUCUCUGACCUCCGGGAGCUGCUGGCCCCGCCCUGUUUGGAGCCGGCGCCGGGGCUCCAGGGGGUCCACCCUCUACCUCACCCCUCUCCCAGCGUCGGCUCCUUAAUCUUGCGCCCGGAGAACCAAGGCCCUGGGGGCUGCAGGUCUCCUUGGCUGGCCCUCCCAGCUGCAGUGACUGGCCUGCGCUUCCUCCAGGAGACAGCAGAGCGGCUCCCUCAGGCUCCUGCCCCCGAAGCCUCCCAAGCAGAGCCCUGGCUGGAGCCCUCGGUGCCCCCCAGGGCCUUGGCCCCCCUGACGGUCCCUGGGGGCCCUCCUGCCUGGGAUGCUGUGAACUCCUUAGCCCUCAUCAGCCUGCAGUGCCACCGACUGAGUCCCCCAAGGACCAGGAAGCAGGUAGGGCCAGGAGUGAGACUGGGGAGCCCAGCUGGCCUCCAGGCCCUGGCAGGCAGGACCCUCCGCAAGCAGCCCCACCCGCAAAGGGGAGCCGAGGGGCUGGAGCCCGGAUUCCAGGGCGUUAUGCUGAAGAUGCACCUGAAGCCUGAGCAGGAGGGACACCAGCUGCUGAUCACUGCCCAGUUCAGUUCAGCUUGUGGUUCCCGGAGCUGGGGGGCUUCACCUAGCCCCGUGAGAGCCUUGCCCAGCCCCCCGGGGGCAUCCACGUCCAGCCAUCCGGAUUCCCAAGGGAGUCGAAGCUGUGCCUCCUGCCGAACCCAGAGAACACCGCUGUGGCGGGAUGCCGAGGAUGGGACCCCCCUGUGUAAUGCCUGUGGCAUCAGGUAUAAAAAAUAUGGAAUCCGCUGCCCUGCCUGCUGGACUGUACCCAGGAAAAGCAUCUACCCACUUGGGCACUGUAACCGUUGUGGGGCCUGGCUCUGUACCCCGCAAGGCCCCAUCAGGAAGGGGACCGAAGGCCAAGACUCCGGUGUCCGGGCCCGGCUCCCCCGGCUCCAUGGGGAGAAGGAGAAGGGCUUCUCCAGAGAAGUGGCCAUGAGGGCUGGAGAGAGAGCUGGGAUCUCCACUGGCCGGAGGCACUGCCCUGAUGAGGUGUGGAUUCCGGCUCCCAUGGGAAGGCCGGAGCAGUGACUUCAGCGUCAGCCCCCCUCGCCCCCGCCCCCCCUCACUCAUCCAGAUUCAAAAGCAGAAAUAAAAUAGAUUUGUUCCUGCAGCA